AUGAGCGACGGUAGAGGAGAUAUCAACAAUUGGUCAGGCCACAUCUAUGAACUGCACGCUUCUGCCUUCCGACCUAGCUGUACUACUCUUGAUAGCACACCGCGUUAUGUGCCGAACAUAGUCCACGAGCUAGAGAGAAAGAUGCUACUUCCAUACAUCGAAAAAGUAGAGAGGCAGCAUCGCUAUUCCGCCGUUGAAGUCCAGGUUAGAUCUGUUAAGCCGGUGGAACAAUUCUCGCAGCAAGCAAGACCAGUGCGGACAGCAACGCCUGCGCCAACACCAACAGCAUUAACACCUCACUUCCUAUCAACAACAACAUCACCACAAACGUCAAAAUCGAAACUGGUAUCUGGGUCAGAUCCAGAUCCGUCUCAGCCAUCAGAUGCCUCUUCUGCUGGCAACGAUGCAAAUACGAAAUAUUCGGACAGAGUACAGACUACGAAAGACGAACCGUUUGGUGACACGAAAUAG
Molecule: messenger RNA, 471 nt
Organism: Verruconis gallopava
Lineage: Eukaryota; Fungi; Ascomycota; Dothideomycetes; Venturiales; Sympoventuriaceae
Exons: 1
Coding region: 1-471 (156 amino acids)
Source: RefSeq, a predicted model, not a curated record